This is a messenger RNA of Candida tropicalis MYA-3404, 2568 nucleotides long. RefSeq lists its product as uncharacterized. Gene Ontology annotation, cellular component: trans-Golgi network; endosome. Bases 1 to 2568 code for a protein of 855 amino acids. The record is from RefSeq and is a predicted model, not a curated record. The transcript has a single exon. Gene Ontology annotation, biological process: Golgi to endosome transport. Lineage: Eukaryota; Fungi; Ascomycota; Pichiomycetes; Serinales; Debaryomycetaceae.
AUGGAUAACAAAAAGAAAAUUGACCUUGUUCAUGAAAAUCACUGGGAUAUUUCGACCUACAAGUCGUUGCUUUUGUCGGUGAUUGAAAAGUUUUUUGAGUUGAGUCUUAUCCAGGACAUUCUCGAUGAUAAAACCCAGUUACAAAAUUAUUAUUCUUGUAUGGAUAACUGUUUGGUACUCUUAGAAUUGUUGGUCACAGGUAGUGAGAGUAAUUUUGGAGAAAUAUUGAUGUCGUUGAUUCAAGUUUCAACUAAGCUUUUGAAAUCUGAUAUAAACUCGCAAGUAAUUGAGGCUGUUCAGUCAAAGUUUUUACAUUAUAUUUUCUACCACCUCAAAGUUGCCGCUGACUUGAAAUUGAAUUUGAACUUAUUGCAUGUUGAAGAACUGAAUAAGAACCCCAUGUUGAUUAAUUUCAUUAUUCUCGGGGUAACUAAAUCCGAGUCUUCUAUUCUUCUAGAGAAAUGGAUCUCAUUGCUCGUCAAGUCCUUGUACUUAUUUGGGGAAUCAGUUUUCAGUGUUUUGUUUGUGUUGAAUGAUACUUUAGUUAAGAAAGUUGAAGAUUUAUUUACCCGUUUUUCCACUUGGGAGCAUUUUAAAAAUACAGAAGAUUUUGAAAGCUCCAUAGAUAUAUUGUUUAAUGGUUUGGAGGACUUGUUAUCUAUUAGUCAUGGCUAUUUGCUAACGGCAAAUUUCAAGCAGCAAGCCGAAAAACAAGCCAUAACUGGGACGGAGAAUGGGUUUUUGAAUUCAGUGAUCCUGGGUGUGUUUCAGAUUGAAUCUCCUGCUAUUAGAUCUUCCGAACAGAACAAGCUCUAUUCGAUAUUGCUUGCAAUCCAUGACGUUGUAAGAGUCAGUUAUAAAAUUUGGUAUUGGUCUGAUACUCGACCAUCAAUUCCAGAUAACGUAGACUUUUAUUCUGAAAAGUCUUUGACAUAUAUUUCCCACAAAUUGAAGUUCAGAGCCAGAAAACUUUUGGAGUCUUUGGUUGAAUUGGAAAGACAAGAAGUUACUGAAACAUUGGUUAUUCUGAAGGGAACCGUCAAUGCAAGAUUAAAGUUAUUGAAUAUUUUAGAUGGAGGUAGACCUCAAAUGACUUUACCUUCCUUAUUCACCUCAAUUUUGUCUAAGUGUAACGCACAAUCACUACCAGAGUUACCCAAGACCACUAUGGAUUCCGAGGUUGAAGUUCUGGAGCUCUCCAGAUUUUUGAUCGCCUUUUUCGAGUUUAUGGACAAUGAUUCUGUUACUGAUGUUUGGAAUAUGACCAUGGGGUUCUUAAAGGAUGUGGUUGCACAUAUAGUUGAUUUUGGAGACAUAUUACUGGAUUGCCUUAGAAUAUGUGAUGUUUUAGCAAGCAAGUUGGCGACUUCUAAAACACGCGACACUAGAUAUAAAAAGGAGUUGGCUGAUAUGUUCUCUCGUCUUCUCAACCUGAUCAUCAAUAUGAAAACGGUUUUAGUUUGUGAUAUCCAAGAUGCAGAAAAGGGUACCUCCAUAUUAGAAUACAACUUUGAUGUCUUGUGCAAGGUUAUUCCACGUAUCAAUGACAUUUUGCAGGAUAGUGAUAAAGCUAUGCUGAUGACUAAUUCAAUCGUAACAAAUUUUAUUGUUCCAAGAACAAAACUGAAGAAAGUGAUGGAUAUUCCAAGACAAGUUCUUUUGUUGAUAGAUGUGCUUGGUAAAAGUGGAUCUUCUCGUGGAUGGAAGAAUUUAGUUUCUGAUUUGUUUAUGGACAAAAGCUUCUUUAGCACCUCGCUCUCUGAUUCUACAAUUUGGACCUCAAUAUUGUCGAACUGGGUUGCAAACGAUAGGGAAAAGUUUGGCGAUAUAAUAAUAAAGAUUACUGUCACGUCCAGCUCAUCUCCUUCUAAUUUGUUUGUUUGGAAUGAGAUGUCUGAGAUUGAGAGUAAUGCACAUUUGAUAAAGAGGUUAACCUAUUUGUUGUUAUCACUGCCAAAAGAUUUCUUUUUGAAUUAUUUGGAGAGCCUAUUCAGUAAAAUUUCAAUCCUUUUGAGUGGAAGUUGUCCUGAUCUUAUCAGGAUUGAGAUCACCACAUUGUUUCGUGCAAUUACUUUGAAGUUUAAUGAGAUGCACCUUUUAUCAAAGUGGACAUUAAUCAGUCAGGAAUUAUAUUCCGUUUUUGAAAAUUUGACAAACAAGACUGCUAAAGAAUUGAGUAGUUUACCAAAAGAAUAUUUGAAACUUGUGUUAUUUGGGUGCAAACUAUUAGAUCAGUUAUUGAUUUUGAGUUAUGAUGAAUUCAAUUUGAAAGAAUGGUUGUUUGUCACAACAACUCAGGAGAGUUAUAACAAAGACCCAACUGGAAUAAUUGAUAAGAUAUCAAAGAAAUUUGAUUUGACAUACUUAAAAGAUGAACCAGUGAAAAUUGAUCAACCUCUGGGAGAAUUGCAUCCAUUACUAGAAGGAAUUAAGAAUAUUGAACUGAUUACCCAAUUGAGACUCUUCUUUGAUUCCUUAGGUUUAAUUAAUUAUGAAAGAACAUAUGGUUUAUACACAAUCGAUUACACCGCUUGCAACAAUGAUGUAUUGGAUGAUUUAUUAGUAUAG